AUGUUGUAUAAGAUCAAGGUCGUCACCAGCUUCCUCAACCAGCAGCCGGUGAACCCGUUCGAUGAGGAGCUGGGCGCCGCGGCAACGACCGACUACCCGACUACCGAAUAUCCGACCGACAACCCCUACCAGGGUCGGCGACGGCGCCGCGACGCCCCCGUAGAGGGCGCCGCCGCAGCCGUAGAGGGCGCCGCCGCCGCCGCUGCGGGCCCGCGGCUCGAGAAGCGCGAGGCGAGGGAGGAGCUUGCGGAGCCGUGGACGGGCGCGCGCGUGGAGAAGAGGGAGGCGCCGGAGGUGGAGGAGGUGGAGGGGGAGGAGGUGCACGCGCGGAGGAAGAGGGCAUCUUUCCAGCCGAACAAUCGGCUGAGGCAGGCGCUGUUUCAGCUGAAGAACGUCACGAAGGAUAACUGCUGGCAACUGCGUCCGGAGGACCUGAGGAUGCCGAGCGACGUCAUAUACGGAGUCGAGAAGUUCUACGCGAUGCAGAUGUACACGGCCGUUAGACUGGCGAACUUCCUCAGCGACUUCCUGCAGACGAUCAAUCCGGAGGAGGUGGGGACCGUCUAGGCGGCCGGGAGAAUUCG
Priapulus caudatus is the source of this 584-nucleotide messenger RNA. RefSeq lists its product as uncharacterized. The record is from RefSeq and is a predicted model, not a curated record. Lineage: Eukaryota; Metazoa; Priapulida; Priapulimorpha; Priapulimorphida; Priapulidae. The transcript is spliced from 3 exons. The coding region runs from base 1 to 567 and encodes 188 amino acids.